AUGGCGAAGCUCGACCUCCCCGCUGUAUGGCGCGACGUCAAAACAUACCGCCGCGCCUACCUCCUCACGGCCAUCGCAUCGUUCGGUGGCAUGUUGUUCGGUUGGGACACGGGAUUAAUCGGCGGCGUACUAACAAUGGAAGCGUUCCAGCACUCAUUCAACCUGCACAAGGACAGUCCCGACUUCGCCAACUUGCAGGGGAACAUCGUGUCCGUCCUGCAAGCGGGCUGUUUCUUCGGCGCCAUGGCGUCGUUUUACGUGUCGGAUACGUUUGGACGCAAGGCAGCGCUGAUUAUUGCGGAUGUGAUAUUCAUCGUGGGAUCGCUGGUGCAGACGCUGAUUUGGGGUGGGAAUCUGCCGCAGUUGUAUGUUGGGCGGGUGAUUGGGGGGUUUGGAGUGGGCUUGGUUAGUGCGGUUGUACCGACUUACAUUGGCGAAAAUGCACCCAAGGAGAUUCGAGGGAGGUGUAUUGGGUGCAUGCAACUCUUCAACGUCACGGGGAUAUGUCUGGCUUUCUUCGUCAACUACGGCAUCAACCUCAACAUCGCGGACGCUACGUCUGAGGCGAAAUGGCGCAUCCCGUUUGCGUUGCAGAUUAUACCUGGAGCGAUUUUGCUCGUGGGAAUGCCCUUCAUGAACGAGUCGCCGCGCUGGCUGGUGGAGAAGAACCGCCCGGCAGACGCAGCGAAGGCGCUCGCUACUGUUCGCGGAAAGACUGUGGAUGACCCUGACGUGGUACAGGAGCUCGACGAGAUCAUCCAGGACUUCAACGGGCACGAGAAGAUGCCGCUAAUUGCGCAGAUGCGCGCUGCAGGGUCGAGCAAGAAGAUGUUUUAUCGCACGUCGUUUGGCGUUAUCCUCAUGUUCUGGCAGCAGUGGACGGGUACGAACUCAAUUAAUUACUACGCCCCACAGAUUUUCAGACAGAUAGGUCUCGUGGGGACUUCCUCGGGGCUGUUCGCUACUGGUGUAUACGGUAUUGUGAAGAUUGUAAUGACUGCGAUUGGUCUGAUGGCCUUCACUGAGCAGAUCGGACGAAAAUGGUCGCUCAUCAUGGGCUCUUUGGGGCAAGCGUUCGCCAUGCUGUACAUUGGCAUCAAUCAGGCGAUCCACCCUCCUAAGGGCGUACUCGAUGGCCAUUCGAUCUUUGCGAUCAUCUGCGUUUACCUUUUCGUCGUCUUCUACUCUUGGGGCUGGGGAUAUACGCCCUUCAUUCUAAGCUCAGAGUGCAGCCCUAACCACGUGCGAUCGCUCGUCAUGGCGGCAUCCCUCAUGACACAGUGGCUGUUUAACUUUGUGAUUGCCAAAAUCACACCCAUUCUCCUGGCUGACAUAACCUACGGAACAUUCCUGCUGUUCGGCUCUCUCUGCAUCGUCAUGGGCAUCUGGACAGUCUUCUGUGUGCCCGAGACCAAGGGAGUGCCAUUGGAGUCGAUCGGAGAGCUGUUCGAGGGCAACAUCAUCAAGGGCUGCAUCAUGGACACUUUCCCCAAGACUUCGCGCGCAAAGGGGCUCCAGAACCACCACCACACCUAUAGUGCAGAUGCAGACUCGGUCAAUGGCAGCACGCCACGAAAAGGCAGCAAAAGCGCGCGGGUGGAUCAUGUCGAGGACGCGUGA
Messenger RNA from Parastagonospora nodorum SN15, 1620 nucleotides. RefSeq lists its product as hypothetical. The transcript is spliced from 6 exons. Gene Ontology annotation, biological process: carbohydrate transport; transmembrane transport. Gene Ontology annotation, molecular function: carbohydrate:proton symporter activity. The record is from RefSeq and is a predicted model, not a curated record. Gene Ontology annotation, cellular component: membrane. The coding region runs from base 1 to 1620 and encodes 539 amino acids. NCBI's taxonomy places the organism in Eukaryota, Fungi, Ascomycota, Dothideomycetes, Pleosporales, Phaeosphaeriaceae.